Messenger RNA from Herpailurus yagouaroundi (jaguarundi), 563 nucleotides. RefSeq names its product vacuolar protein sorting-associated protein 13A-like. The record is from RefSeq and is a predicted model, not a curated record. NCBI's taxonomy places the organism in Eukaryota, Metazoa, Chordata, Mammalia, Carnivora, Felidae. Gene Ontology annotation, biological process: autophagy; protein retention in Golgi apparatus; protein targeting to vacuole. The transcript is spliced from 3 exons. The coding region runs from base 48 to 557 and encodes 169 amino acids.
CUUAUUUCAAAAUUUGAUUUUCUCUAUAGGUCCAUUAUUACAAUGAAAUGUUUGGUGUAUGGGAGCCUUUGCUUGAGCCUUUAGAAAUUGAUCAGACUGAGGAUUUUAGACCAUGGAAUCUUGGAAUCAAGAUGAAAAAGAAAGCAAAAAUGGCUAUUGUUGAGUCAGAUACUGAAGAAGAAAAUUACAAAGUGCCAGAAUAUAAAACUGUUAUCAGUUUCCAUUCAAAAGACCAACUAAACAUUACGUUAUCCAAAUGCGGCCUUGUAAUGUUAAAUAAUUUAGCCAAGGCAUUUACAGAAGCCGCCACUGGAGCUUCAGCUGUCAUCAUACGGGAUCUAGCGCCAUUUAUGAUUUUAAAUUCUCUUGGACUUCCUGUCUCUGUUUCACCAAGUGAUUCUUUUAGUGUACUCAAUGUUCCAUUGGCAAGAUCCUACGUAUUGAAAAAUGAAGAGAGUUUAAGUAUGGAUUAUGUGGGAACUAAAGACAAUGAUCAUUUCAAUGCAAUGACUAGCCUAAGCAGUAAACUCUUCUUUAUUCUUCUUAGUAAGUUAUAAAUUAUC